GCCCUUGACUUCUAGUGCCGCAGAUGGGCAAGAGAGAGCUGAUAACAGACACAUGGUAACCUUUGUCCUAGACUGCCAGUAAGGACUGAGGCCUCCCCAGAAAUACAUGGGAGAUGAACACUGUUUGAGAUACGAAGAGAAAAAAGUCAAAGAUAUCAAAGACAGCGAAGACUGCAUAAUGGCGAAGGAUAAUUUGAGUGCAGUGUUGUACGCAGCGCAGGACCUACGGCUGGAGGAGAGGCCAAUCCCGCAGCCAGGGCCUGGAGAGGUGUUGCUGCGUGUGGCGAGUGUUGGGAUCUGUGGGUCUGAUGUUCAUUACUGGUGGAGGGGUCGCACUGCGCGCUUCGUGGUGGAGUCGCCGCUAAUCCUGGGCCACGAGUCUUCUGCCACGGUAGUCAGCUGUGGCCAAGGCGUUACCUCUCUAAAGCCAGGAGACCGUGUUGCCAUCGAGCCUGGUGUGCCGUGUCGCAGUUGCUGUUUUUGUAAGGGCGGCCGCUACAACGUGUGCCCCGACGUGAAGUUCUGUGCCACUCCUCCCGUCGACGGCACCCUCACCAACUACUACGUCCAUCCGGCAGACUUCUGCUUUAGACUCCCGGAUAGUGUCAGCGAUGAGGAGGGAGCUAUGCUGGAGCCCCUGGCGGUGGCCGUGUACUCGUGCCGCCGUGCCGAGGUGGGGCUGGGCAUGGCCGUCCUUGUGCUGGGCGCUGGACCCAUCGGCCUGGUGGCGCUCCUCACUGCCAGGGCCAUGGGUGCUGGGCACAUUUGCAUCACGGACAUCAAUGACAGCCGCCUAGAGUUUGCCAAGAAUCUCGGAGCAGAUUCAUCAGUGAACGUGUCUGGACUAAGCCCGAGGGAGGCGGCCAAUAAAAUACUAUCGCUGAUGCCCGCCCGGCCCGCUGCCUUGCUCGAGUGUUCCGGGGCUGACUCUUCCUAUCAAAUGGGUCUCCUGGCAGGCGCUCCAAGAGGUGUAAUGGUGACGGUGGGCCGCGGCAACCCUGAGGUGACGCUGCCCCUGGCCUUGGCCACUGCUAAGGAGAUGGACAUCCGUGGCAUCUUUAGAUAUGCUAACUGCUACCCGACGGCGCUGGCCAUGGUGGCGUCUGGUAGAGUGGACGUGCGGCCGCUCAUCACCCACCGGUUCAUGCUGACACAGGUUGAGGAGGCCUUCCGCACAGCCAGGGAAGGCACCGCCAUCAAGGUGAUGAUUCGCGUACAGCAGGAGGACUCCUCUACCACUGCUAAGCAAGAAGUCGUCUGAUAUUCUCUUUGGGAAGAAUUUUUCUUAUUCAAACUUUGAAAAUAUGAUGAUUUAAAGAGGAAUUUGGGGUAAAGCAUACGAGUGCAGGCUGAAAUGUAUUUUCUGUUACUGAAGUAAAGAGCAGAGGAGAUUAUCUGGUUUUGCAUAUAGCCUCCAAUGGAAAAGAAAUUUCACGAAUGAGUAGAUUAGUUAUAGUAUUGCAAAGACAUAUUACCGACGCGAUGAUACUUGAGGAACAUAAUUUCGAAAGGAAAGCAGUAGAUAAAUAAUAGUGGUUGCACGAAACAAUAAAGCUUUAAAAGGAA
Molecule: messenger RNA, 1566 nt
Organism: Eriocheir sinensis (Chinese mitten crab)
Lineage: Eukaryota; Metazoa; Arthropoda; Malacostraca; Decapoda; Varunidae
Product: sorbitol dehydrogenase-like
Exons: 8
Coding region: 107-1261 (384 amino acids)
Biological process (GO): D-sorbitol catabolic process
Molecular function (GO): L-iditol 2-dehydrogenase (NAD+) activity
Source: RefSeq, a predicted model, not a curated record